CGGCGAGUUGUAAAGUGUUCAUUCGAAAUCAAUCAAAACUACCGGAAUCAUAAACACUGCAAUUGAAAUGGACUCGAAACGUUUGAUUAGUUGGGUGCUUAUCUUUGAAGCUUACUUCCGAAUCGCUACCGGUGCAAUGCAGCUUCCGGGCUUUGAUUCCAGCUGGUGGAGUUUGUGGAAAAAUGGUUCCACCGAAAAUGUGACCGAAUGUGAGCUACAAAUUGAAGCUACGAUUAGUAAUCUUUGGGGGCUACAAAUGCUUGACGCAUGGGGUAAAUGGCCAUCGGGAAUUCUUUCCGGAAACAUGUACGAUCUGGGUCACUAUGACCAAUGUCGGAAGUUCGAAUACGUCACCCACCAGGAAGAUGCCAACCGGUCUGCAGAAUCGAUUCGAGGAAGAUAUUGUCUGAUGGAUGUUCCUCUAACCAUACUGUCGGAUUUUUUCAACAAUAACACCGUUCAGCGAGGAUUUCCAACUCUUGGUGGAACCCCAUCGAUAAAAGUUGGAACAUGUUUUCCGGAUAGCUGCAGUUCACAGCAGCUACGAAAGUUAAUCAAUAGCACCUUAAAAUUUGAGGUUGCAAUGGAAUGUGAAAGUCCACUUCCGCCAAUUCAGACGAAGGAUAUCGUUGCCAUAUUCAUUUUCAGCGCCAUUGGUUUUCUUCUAAUUUUAAGCACCGUAUACGACGUUUGCCAACGAAUACGUUCCCGACAACCACGAAUGGCGCUAGCCAUGUUCUCGCUUUACUCAAACGGACUCAAACUGUUCCAAGUGGUACUGAAGGAGCGCUCCCACCUCGAUUACUACAAGAAAUCGGAACAAAUCGAUUGCCUCAACGGAAUCCGGGUCCUCUCGAUGGUUUGGAUCGUAUUCUGCCACAACUAUCUGAUGGUAAUCGUGGCCCCGAAUGUCAAUCCAAUUUCGGUGUUUGAUUGGGUCCGAUCCUACCACAGUAUGAUAGUGGUAGCCGCAACUGUUUCGGUGGAUUCGUUCUUCCUCAUGAGUGGAAUGCUGGUGUGUUGGAGUCUGUUGAAGGAGCUUAACCGCAGUAGUAGAUUGAAUCUCCCGCUCAUGUAUCUUCAUCGGUAUCUUCGUCUGACUCCACCGUUUGCUGCACUAAUUCUGCUCACUGCAACUGUUUUAAAGUAUUUCGGAUCUGGACCAUUUUGGAACAGUACAUUGCUCGGAAUGGAACAAGCCUGUGACAAAUACUGGUGGUCAGCGUUACUCUAUCUUCAGAACUAUGUCAAUCCAACCCAGAUGUGUUUGGGGCACAGUUGGUACCUAUCGGUGGAUAUGCAGCUAUACAUUCUAUCACCCUUGAUAAUCUACCCGUUAUGGCGUUGGAGACGGAAGGCCUUGGUAGCAAUUGCCGCCCUAAUUCUGCUCUCCAUGGGAUGCGUUAUAGCAUUGUUUCUUGUUUACGAACUGCGACUGUCGAUGUUGGACCCAAAACAAUCGCCGGAACGGAAUAAAAUGACCCUCACCUACUAUCCUACUCACACUCGAAUGGGAGCAUGGCUUGUUGGAGCGAUGUUUGGAUACCUGCUUCACGAAACCAAACUCCACCGAGUGAUCCUUCGAAAGCAAUUCGUAACAGCCGGAUGGAUCGCCGCAAUUGUCACGAUACUUACUGUUAUUUUUGUCGACUUUCCGUUUCAACAGCCAGAGAACUUCCAAGAGACCUCUCUAUUCCUAAACGCUCUAUACGAAGCAUGCAGCCGAGUAUUUUGGGCAAUAGCUCUUGGAUGGGUCGUAUUCGCCUGUGUCAAUGGCUAUGGAGGCCCCAUCGAUACCUUUCUCAGCUUAUCGAUUUGGCAACCACUCGGUAGACUGUCUUACUGUAUCUACCUUUUGCACAUGUCGGUGCAAACGAUGCAACAAGCUUCGGUACGCAAUGGAUCCUACUUUGGUGAUAUUCGAGCAGUGCAUAACUUCUGGGGUGACUUUGGGUACACCGUUACGCUGGCCGUUGUUUGGUCUCUGGCCUUCGAAUCACCCGUCAUGAUUCUCGAAAAGCUUUUGUUUGGAAAGGCACUAGCUAAUAACAAAAAAUCUGAUAGCAAUCUUCUAAAUGAAGGUCAAACACCAGCCAGUACCAGUAUUGCGGAUUCAACGGAAACUCUUCCCUCCAAAGAUCAACUCCAAAAAGUUUAAUAAAAGCCUCUAAAAAUCACCACAGAAAAUAGCAAACCUCGCUUCUCUGGUGAUCUCGUUCGCUUUUGAGUAUGGCUCAUUACUCAUCAACAAAAUUUCCAAUUAAAAUAAUUUCAGCCUUUCGUUCAGCGUUUCGUGGUUUUCAAAGUGGUCUCUAACGUG
Molecule: messenger RNA, 2320 nt
Organism: Uranotaenia lowii
Lineage: Eukaryota; Metazoa; Arthropoda; Insecta; Diptera; Culicidae
Product: nose resistant to fluoxetine protein 6-like
Exons: 7
Coding region: 68-2158 (696 amino acids)
Molecular function (GO): acyltransferase activity, transferring groups other than amino-acyl groups
Source: RefSeq, a predicted model, not a curated record